UUCCUCUCUCUGUCUGGGUCAACUUGUCUGUUCGUAGCUGGCCCAUCUCUCCGGCCCCAGCUCCCAAUCUCUCUCUCUCUCUCUCUCUCUCUCUCUCUCUCUCUCUCUCUCUCUCAACAGCUGUGUCGCACGCCCGCUGGCCUGUUACUUCAUCGCAAUCACCUCCUUGUCCGCCUGCCUGGGUGGCCGCCAUGAGCCGGAAGCGGCUGGUCACUGACUCCUACCCCGUUGUGAAGAGAAGGGAGGGACCUGCUGGGCACAGCAAGGAGGAGCUGGCACCAGAGCUAGGGGAGGAGACCCAGUCUCUCACCGAGGAGGAAGCUGAGCUGGAGCUGCUGAGGCAGUUUGAUCUGGCCUGGCAGUAUGGGCCUUGUACAGGGAUCACACGGCUGCAGCGCUGGUAUCGGGCACAGCAGAUGGGCUUGGAGCCUCCCUCAGAGGUGCUCCAGGUGCUGAAGACCCACACUGGAGACCCUCGCUUUGAGUGCAGCCUUUGGCAUUUCUACCCCCUCUGAAGCACUGCCUAGGCCAUCCUGACCAUGGCACCUGCUAGCCACCAAGAACUCGAGAACAAUAUCUGGAGCCAGUUGCUGUUGCUCUGCUCAGCUGAGCUGUGGUGAAACAGUUGGCAGGGUUGACUCCAGAGGUUUUCUUGGCUCAGCCUCUCAACUAAGAAGCAGGCUUCUGCAACCCUGUCUGACAGCCUGUGAAGCUGAAGCCAAGCACCUCCAGAUGGAGACUGGUGUGGGUCAAGGACCCAGCAAGACCUUCCAAUGCCUGUGACACCCACUUCCUGUCUAUGGUGUGGCAAAUCCAGCAUAGCCUGGCACAAAGCCAGAUGCAGGCAGAUGAUUUAAAAGGCAAAGAUGUACUCUCACCCCAGUCUGCAUAUAGCUGAGGGCAGGACUGGUUGAGCUGGCAGGGGCCAGUCAGGAGUCUCAAUGAUGCUUACAAUAAAAACCGCUAAGCUUGGAA
Molecule: messenger RNA, 975 nt
Organism: Jaculus jaculus (lesser Egyptian jerboa)
Lineage: Eukaryota; Metazoa; Chordata; Mammalia; Rodentia; Dipodidae
Gene: Pold4
Product: DNA polymerase delta 4, accessory subunit
Exons: 5
Coding region: 192-515 (107 amino acids)
Biological process (GO): DNA-templated DNA replication; DNA synthesis involved in DNA repair
Cellular component (GO): delta DNA polymerase complex
Molecular function (GO): DNA-directed DNA polymerase activity
Source: RefSeq, a predicted model, not a curated record